This is a messenger RNA of Tupaia belangeri chinensis (Chinese tree shrew), 4841 nucleotides long. RefSeq names its product ankyrin repeat and MYND domain containing 1 (gene ANKMY1). Gene Ontology annotation, molecular function: protein binding. Lineage: Eukaryota; Metazoa; Chordata; Mammalia; Scandentia; Tupaiidae. The transcript has 17 exons. The coding region runs from base 36 to 3179 and encodes 1047 amino acids. The record is from RefSeq and is a predicted model, not a curated record.
UAGUCCUGACUGUGCUCCCAGGUUCUCAGCGCGAGAUGGAAGGUGGCCAGUUUGCCUUCACCUCUGAGAGCGAAGCCCCUGAGCCUUACAGCUCCCGCUUCCCACUGGAGGGGAAGAGCAAUGAGCACCCCACUUCCGAGGCCCUGCGGGUCCUGGAGAGCCCCGCCGUUCUCAUCCAAAGGUAUGUCCCAGAGGCCCCCGAGGAGGAUGAGGAGUCUGAGGGCACCCCGAGGGGGCAGGACCUGAAGGAGGCCUACAUCCAGCUCAUCCAAGGUGUGCAGGAGUGGCAUGACGGCUGUGUCUACCGAGGGGAGUUCGGGCUGGACAUGAAGCUGGGUUAUGGUGAAUUCACGUGGCCCACAGGCGAGGCCUACCGCGGCCAGUUCUUCCGGGACCACCGGCACGGCGUGGGCACCUACACGUGGCCCGACGGCUCCAGCUUCACCGGCAUGUUCUACCUGAGCCGCCGCGACGGCUACGGCACCAUGUUCAUGAAGACCAGGCUCUUCAAGGGGCUGUACAGAGCCGACGAGCGCUUCGGCCCGGGCGUGGAGACCUACCCCGACGGCAGCCAGGACGUGGGGCUGUGGUUCCGGGAGCACCUCAUCAAGCUGUGCUCCGAGCUGCCCAGCAGCUUCUCCCUGCGGGACUACCCCGAGUUCUCGGCCUUCCUCACACAUGCGCCGGCCAGGGUCUGCCUCCUGGAGGACAGGCCGUUCUGGGACCUGAAUGAAGAGCGGGACCCCUUCUUCUACGAGUACAAGCGCUUCCUCCUGGACGACAGCCUGACGCUGCCUCCGGAAAUGCACGUGUACUCCACGGACAACUGCCACCUGCCCGUGCCACACUCGUUCCGCGAGGAGCUGGACUCCCGGAUCUUCGUGAACGACAUCCCUCCGUUCGUCGAGGACGGAGAGCCCUGGUUUAUAACGAACGAGACCCCUUUGCUGGUCAGAAUCCAGAAGCAAGCCUACAAGUUCAGGAACAAGAAGGCACAUACCAGCUGGAACAUGGGUGCCAUCCUGGAGGGGAGGCGCAGAGGCUUCGCUCGCCGCGGGCCCUUGGAGCGGCUUGCCAAGGGCAUGAUCCUGAAGGCUGAGGAAGGGGACUACAACUGGGUUUACGGGAUCCUGAGGGACAGCCUUGCCAGUGCUGAUGUCGCCGACGCGAAAGGCUACACCGCACUUGCCGCGGCUGCUGUUCAUUGUCACGACGACAUCAUCGGCCUGCUCCUGGACUGCGGGGCGGACGUGAACAAGAGCACGGACGAGGGCCUGACGCCGCUCAGCAUGUGCUUCCUGCUGCACUACCCCAGUGCGUGCUUCAAGGCCAACAUCGCCGAGCGGACCGUGCCCGAGCCCCAGGACCCUGCAAAGUCCCUCAUCAUCCGGAACUUGUCGUUCCUGUUCCCGGAAAUGAGUGUGGAGUCGCCCUAUCGCGAGGUCAGAGGACCCUCCCAGGACAGCCCUGAGCCCAAGCAGCUGCUGCAUGUCCUGGGCCGUGAGGACGACGGCCACCUCCGGGGCAUCCGGCCGUCUCUGGAGUCCAUCGCCAAGAAGAGCUCUCACGGGGGCAGCGUGGGCGAGGCAGAGAAGGGACUGGAGGACGUGGCGGAGGACCUGGACAGGAGCUCUCUGUGCAGCAGCGAGACCGACUUCGAGUCCGACAUCUCUGUGUACAACUACUCGGUCGUGCCCUCACGGGGCAUCGUGGAGAAGACUGCUCAGGCCCACAGCCUGCUCAAGGGCUCCUCUCUGGAUGCCACCAGCUCCGACCAAGAGACCGUGAGGAGGCUGGCGCUGUCCAUGACCACACGCAGGAACCGGUGGCUGACCAUCAAGCUGCUGCUGCGCCGGGGUGCCGACCCCAACCUGUGCCGCGUGCCCAUGCAGGUCCUGUUCUUUGCCGUGAAGGCCGCGGACGUGGACGGCGUCAGGCUGCUGCUGGAGAGCAGGGCCAGGACUGACAUCCGCUUCCCGCCGCAGCUGGGGGCCCUGACCCCCCUCCACAUCGCGGCUGCCCUGCCUGGGGAGGAGGGCGUCCAGAUCACAGAGCUGCUACUCCAUGCCAUCACUGACGUGGACGCCCAGGCCGCAGACCAGGACUCCGAGUACAGGGCCGGCAAGCUGGAUCUGCCCUCCUCAAGCUUGAAGCUCAACAACGAACCGGGCCCACCAAGCACCUACUACAGCGCCCGCACAUCCCUCCCACAGGAGGGGGGCCGGACGGCCCUGCACGUGGCCUGCGAGCGGGAGGACGACAGCAAGUGUGCCAGGGACAUAGUGCGGCUCCUCCUGUCCCACAGAGCGAACCCCAACACGCUGUGGAGUGGCCACUCCCCACUCUCCCUGUCCAUCGCCAGCGGGAACGACCUGAUCGUAAAGGAGCUCUUGUCUCGAGGAGCAGACCCCAACCUGCCCCUGACCAAGGGCCUGGGCAGUGCCCUGUGCGUAGCCUGUGACCUGACCUACGAGCACAAGAGGAGCAUCGACGGCAGGCUGGCCCUGAUCGACCGGCUCCUUCAUCAUGGAGCUGACAUCCUAGAGCCUGUGACACUCACCCAGGGGGACAAGGUGGCGGUGGGCACGGCCGUCGACUAUGGAUACUUCAAAUUCUUCCAGGACCGGAAGAUCGCGCACUGUCCCUUCCACGCGCUGAUGCCGGCAGAGCGGGAGACGUUCCUGGCCCGCAAGAGGCUCCUGGAGUACCUGGGCUUCCAGCUACGGCGUGCUGUCCUCGCCAAGGAGAGCCAGUGGGAUGCCAAGAUGCUGUACCUGAGCAAGAGAGCGGAGCUGAUCCCCAGCCACAGGAUGAAAAAGAAGGGCGGUACCCUGCCCAGGGCCCUGGACACAGAGGAGCACGCAGAGGAGCGGGAGCUGGGCCAUGGCUGCUGCAGCAUCCCCUUCUUCAAGUUCUGCUACCAGUGUGGCCGCUCCGUCGGCGUCCGCCUCUCGCCCUGCGCCCACUGCUAUGGCAUCCUGACCUGCGGCAAGUACUGCAAGACCAGAGCCUGGGCCGACUUCCACAGGAAGGACUGUGGCAGCAUCCUGGCCGUCGCAAGGACGCAUUUGUUCCAGAACACCGAAGACUCCCAGAAGCCCCCGAGGCAGCUGCACAGGAAGCCUGUGGUUCUGCUGGUCCGGAAGGGCCCUGUGCACUCCAACUACAGCCAGGAGUGAGCCCAGCCGGCCCCGUCCCCCAGGGCUCAUGGGAGCGGUAGGUGGGCGUGUCCCGGGGGUGAUGUGUGCUCAGUCUCCAAGGAGCUGGCCCUGCUGGAGCCGAGCUCGGGCCACGUCUCCCACGGGCACAGCACCCACCCGUGUGUCUCACACAUGUGGGUCCAGGUGGGGACCAUGGAACACUGCCGGCAGCUGUGGGAGGCAUCUCCCGGGUCAGCAGCCUUCGGUGGCACUGCCCAGCACUAGGCCUCCCUGAGCGCUGCUGUGGGCUCCUCAGCUGAGGGGCCCGGCCCUAGGCCCAGAUGUGUGGCCCCACAGGAGCAGGGAAGCAGAGCAACCUUUGAGGUGAGGGUGGGGAUUAGGGUACACCACCUGGAAUCCCUCUGCUUGAGACAGACCCAGGACACCCCGUCAGGCCUGGGGAAGUUCCCCAACUUGGGUCUCCUGGGGGCCGGACGGUGCCUGUCCAGUGGGCAGAGGUGGAGCUGUGGGCCUCUGAGCUCGGCCUCUCCCCCCUGCACCAGGUGGAGUGCAGACAGGCUGGUGGGGCCGGCUCAGGUGCCAGUGUGUGGGAGGUGGGACUCGGUACAGUUACGGCCUGUGCUGCGUGGGGAGACAGGCGCACACGCAGUCUGCUCAGUGGGUGCAGCCAUCCGUGCUUGCCACCACACACAGAUGCACGCGUGUGUACACGCGCAGUCUGUGUGGCAGCUGUGCAGGGGCAGGCUCAGAGCUCCAGGGAGGCUGUCCUGUGCAGGUCUCCAGCUUUUUAUUCAUACAGACUCAAAACACAUCGCUGUCCCAGGCCAGCGGGGGCCUCAUGGAGGAAGAACACAGCAGGUUUGACCACUGCCCAGCUGGGACUGCGCAGAGCCGCCCCUUCCAGGGGCCUGGGCAUGGGCAUGGGUGCAGGAGGGCCAGGCAGAAUGCUCCUGCCCCAACUAAGUGCCUGCGGAAGGCCACCUGGGGCCAGCUGGCAUGAGUGGGUUGUGGUGGGGCUGUGGGACAGGCUGGGGGUAGGAACACCUGGUCUGCCAGGGACCUGUCUAGUGAGGUGUCAGGGAAGCCUGCCCACUCAGGGACAAAAGCAAGCAGCACUAAGGCCUCCUCAGAGCUGGGGGGCGCUAGGACCCUCCCACCCCUGGGCCGCAGCAGCUUGGCAUCAGUCCCCUGGCAGGGCCACAUUCUAAUGAGACAGCAGCCCCCUGCCCAGGGCAGCGAGGACCCAGGGGGAGCGGCCCUGCCAGCCUGAGUUACACUCUUGGAUCUAGGCCAUGGAGGGUGCCAGGGUCCCAGAGGGACCCCAUGUCCCUCCGGAGCUAUCUGGGACCAUGAACAAGUGUGUGCAUGUCUGAGACAGCCCUUAACAGUCAACACCUGCCCUGCCCCCCACUGGCUGGGUCAGGAAGUGGCCUGGAAGCUCUCAGGCCCGCAGUACCAGGUCACAUUGGCCCUGAGUGGAGUCUCACCGGCUACCCAACUUCCCUGGGGCCAGGUGACAGCCAUGGACGCCCCACAGCAGGCCCUGAUUGUGGCCCUGGGAGUUAGCACCCGAGCCCAGACCAUGUCGUCAUAGCCCUGGUGGGUCCUGGAGCUGGCACCCCACGGCCCGUGCAGGCUUCUUGGGGGCCUGGGGUCGGCUGGCAGGGCCCCAGCAGGAAG